This is a messenger RNA of Aplosporella prunicola CBS 121167, 2358 nucleotides long. RefSeq lists its product as uncharacterized. The record is from RefSeq and is a predicted model, not a curated record. NCBI's taxonomy places the organism in Eukaryota, Fungi, Ascomycota, Dothideomycetes, Botryosphaeriales, Aplosporellaceae. Gene Ontology annotation, molecular function: carboxypeptidase activity. Bases 90 to 2258 code for a protein of 722 amino acids. The transcript has 2 exons.
CGUCAAGCAGCCCUCGAAUACUAUGUAAAAGGCCAUUCGCAUCACUGGUAUUGCCAACACUGUUCGACAGGCAAGCUUUGUUAGCGAUAAUGGUUUAUUCAAUGUUUAAUGUAGCUUUUAUGUUGGUGGCUGGGGCGGCUGCUUGCCAGCGAGACCAUCUCGUUUCUGGGCAUCGUGCAAGGCAGCACGACUCCCAGCUUGCACGACGGCAAGCCGACUUCCCUCCUGUCCUCUCUGACACCGAGUCCAUACUCGUCAAUUCGUUUGACAACACGUCGAUUAAUGAUUGGUCGUACUACUACACCCAUGGCCUGCACCUGGCGGGGAAGAACCGAACCAUGGCACAAUGGACGGCAGACAAAUGGUCAUCAUACGGAAUACCCUCCACACUGGCCGAAUACUACAUUCAACUCAACUACCCGGUGUCGAGCUCGGUGUCGGUGGAUUUCGGAAACGGCAGCACUUAUGACGCACAAUUGAUUGAAGACGCCUUGGACGUUGACGAAACGACUUCAUAUCCAAACAGUCUCCACGCUUUCCACGGAUAUUCAUUCUCUGGGAAUGCUACUGCCGAGUAUGUCUACGUGGGCAGAGGCCAGCAAACCGAUUUUGAGGAACUAGUGAAGUUAGGCGUGGCUCUCGAGGGAAAGAUUGCACUGGCCAAGUACGGGGGUCCUUUCCGCGGUCUCAAGGUCAAAAACGCGCAGGCACACGGCAUGAUUGGCUGUGUAAUCUUCAGCGACCCCGGUGACGACGGUAAUGUGACCGAAGCGAAUGGCUACGCAGCAUAUCCGGAUGGCCCAGCUCGGAACCCUACCGCUAUCCAACGCGGUUCUGUGCAGUUUCUUUCGCAGUACCCUGGUGAUCCCUCGACACCUGGCUAUCCCUCGAAGAAGGACUCUCCGAGAGCAGACACCGAUUCCGUAACCCCUCGGAUUCCUUCUGUCCCCAUCUCUCACAAGGAUGCUCUUCCAAUCCUCGCCGCCCUGGAUGGCCACGGAACUCCUGGCAGCCAGGUGAACCGGACUGGCUGGACUGGCGGACUCGAUGUUUCCUAUAGCACCGGGCCAGCCACUGGCGUCAACAUUUCAUUGUCAAACCUGAUGGAAGAUGCCACCACGCCAAUUUGGGAUGCCAUAGGCAUCAUCAACGGGACAGAAUCCGACGAGACGAUCGUGAUAGGCAAUCACCGCGAUGCCUGGAUUGUGGGCGGAGCAGCCGACCCCAACUCCGGAUCUGCCAUCUUGGUCGAACUCGCAAAGGCCUUUGGCAAGCUUCUUGCCAAGGGCUGGAAACCUAAACGUAACAUUGUGUUCGGCAGCUGGGAUGGAGAAGAGUAUGCACUGCUCGGAUCGACCGAGUGGGUCGAGGAGUACAUCCCCUGGUUAUCAGAGACAACGGUAUCCUACCUGAAUGUUGACGUCGGGUGUUCUGGUCCCCGUCCCGACAUCUCCGCCUCGCCCGAGCUGCACAAAAUCGCGACAGAGAUAGCGCGCAAGGUGAUAUUCCCCUACGCGGGCACAACGUUGACGGACAGCCUCAAUGAAACCUUCUACGACGCAUGGUUGCGCUCCACAGAAGGCGAAUUCGGCGUCCUGGGCAGCGGCUCCGACUACACAGCUUUCCUGCACAAUGGCAUAGGCUCGAUCGAUCUGGGCGCCGGCAACGGCGCUACCGACCCCGUCUACAUGUACCACAGCAACUACGACAGCUACCACUGGAUAAGCACGUUCGCGGACCCGGGCUUCCACGUCCACAAGGCCGUGGGCCAGUACCUCUCGCUGCUGGCAUACCACCUGGCCGACGACGAGCUCAUCCCCUUCGACCUGCCAAACUACACCACCGAGCUGCGCAAGUACUACGAUGCGCUGAACGAGACGCUCGUGGGCGCGGGCGCGCAGCUCGAUACCGCGGCCUUGGUGGACGCGAUUGAUGCGUUUGACGAGAGCGCGCAGCAGGUCGAUGCGCUGGCAACGCAGGCCGCGGCCGCGGAUGCGCAGGACGGCGCUGCGCUGCUGAAGCUCGUCAAUACCAAGUUCCGUGAAUUCCAGCGCGCGUUCACGUCGCAGGGUGGGCUGCCGGACAGGGAGUUCUAUAAGCACGUUAUCUUUGCCCCGGGCGUCGAUACCGGCUAUGCCGCGGUUACGUACCCAGGCAUCACGGAGGCAGUGGAGGCAGGCAACCUGACGCUGGCGGCGGAGUGGGUUGCGAAGACGGCGAAGGGAAUUGAGCGCGCGGCUGAAAUCUUGAAGCCGUAAAGAUCAAGCUGAGUAUUGGCGAGUUCUAACCGAACGAAUAUAAAAAAGAGCCAGCAGAAGUCUAGAGUAAAAAGCUCUAUGCAAGACGAAUCAGAGGUCC